UGGAGACAUAAUUAAAUAAAGUAAUUAAAAUCAUUAAAUAAUUUCCCAAAUACGCAACACUUGUAACCCAUGGUUCCCAAAAUAGAGUAAAGAAAUGUAAAAUCGAAAUCAAAAUUCACCCACAAUAAUAAUAAUAUCUUCUAUCCAAGCUCUUUGAUUCGCCCAUGGCAACACAAGUUUCAAUCUCCAUCUCCCUACACCGUCAGCCCUUCCACCACCACCACCACCACCACUCCGCCGCCGCAAACCACCACCACCAUUUCCUCAGUUUCCCCAAACGCAGCCGUCCCAGCUUCUCCCUCUCAGCCACCAACUCCUCCCCAUCACCACCACCACCACCGCCGCCGCCGCCGCCACUCCAAACCCCACUCCGCACCGGCCGUUUUCUCACCAAUGAAGAGCUCGAGAAGCUGGAUCUACUCGGAAACUACAGCUACCACCACCAACUAAAAACCGGCCUUCUCUGGGUCCGCUUAAUGCGGGACGAGGAAAUCGACAUGACCGUUACCUUGCUGUCGGAAUCUUUCGCAGAAUCAAUGAUGAUGGCGGCGGGUUAUGUGAAAUUGCUCGAAUUCUUGGUCAAGAAUUACUUGAUUGAGAGAAGAUUAUUGAGCCCCCACAACGCCACUCUCAUCGGAGUUUACAGAGAAGAUGGAGAAGAAGACUUCGAAUUGGCCGGCACCGUCGAAUUGACUUUCAAUCAGACCGGCGCUAAUGCGAAUCCUCCGACGCCAACACCGCCCAAGGGCUCUCCCUACAUUUGCAAUAUGGCUGUGUCGAAGCCGCUUCGUAGGAGAGGAAUCGGGUGGCAUCUUCUGAAAGCGGGCGAGGAGCUUAUUACGAAAAUGAGUUCCUCGACAGAAGUGUAUCUCCAUUGCAGAAUAAUCGAUGAAGCUCCAUUCAACAUGUACACGCGAGCAGGCUACAGUGUCGUUAAGACAGACAGCAUCUUGACGUUGCUAACACUCCAAAGACGCAGGCAUUUGAUGCGCAAGGAAUUCCCUCCUCUCCCCGACGAUGUUUCUGAACUAGAUUUUCCGAACGAACAUCUUUCUUGAGGUAACAAACGUGAUUUUUUUUAUGUUAAAAAAUUCUCGGUAUUGUUGUUGUACAACACUAUACACGAUUACGAAUAGUCGAAUACGACCCUGGAAAAUAGAGUUAUAAUAUAACAAUCAACCGUUUAUGUUGGUCCGAUAC
This is a messenger RNA of Erythranthe guttata (spotted monkey flower), 1200 nucleotides long. NCBI's taxonomy places the organism in Eukaryota, Viridiplantae, Streptophyta, Magnoliopsida, Lamiales, Phrymaceae. The record is from RefSeq and is a predicted model, not a curated record.